AUGACAUCACGUUAUAUAUUGGUCUUUGAACUCUUUCCUGAUCGUCUUUCACUCAACCAUAAAAUUACACUCCAAACUUGUUAUCCCCACGGUCUCGCGCUCCAGCCAGCAAUGCCUCUGCGUUCAGACGCCUAUCACGUACUCAAUGGCGGUCUCAGCCAUGGACAUGGCGCUGGCCUUCAGCUUCCACGGGCAAUUCUGCCCCCGGAGAUUCGGCUGAUGGUCCUGGAAGAGCUCGAAAGAUUGGUUGAAGGGCGUAGUCGGCUCUCGAAUUUCUCCACCGUUCUGGCAGAACGGAGAGCCUUCUUCCAACCUCAAAUCUUUGAAACUUUGAGCAUCCGGCAUCCCGGACCGGACGUCACCGAAUUGGACGCGAACGUACGCGGCGACCGAACGAAGCUCGUCAAGCGGAUCUCGCUCCAUGUAACCACGGAAGAGUACAACGCCAGAAAAGACUUUGACCGACCGGAUUCCGGGGUUUUCCAGAGGGUAAACGACAAAAUGCUCCAAGAGGCACUGCACGAUCUGUUCCGUGUUCUCUCCAAAUGGGGAGACGCCAAGGAUGCACACGGUAUCUCACUGGAUAUCAGUCUUAGUUCCCGCAGCGAUGCAGAACACCAGCUCAACCACCGCAACGAUCGACCCCAUCUCAGCCGGUCUCGUAUUUAUUCGCAAGACUCCGAGAGAUGCCUUCUCGGUAGCCUCUUCGGCCCAGGCCUCGCCCGCCCGCCGCUUCCGCGGGUGCCCAUCAUCGAACGGUUGUCCAUGAGCAAUCAAAACUACGCAGCUUCUCGGCGGAGUCUCUGUCCUGAAACCUUCCCAGCUUGUGCUGCCUCGAAACGAUCAACUACUCGGCCGGACGCUCUAUCAAUGUGGAGGGGCACAUCGCCCGGAGCCAAGCGAACACGUCGUUGUUCCAAUGCGUCGAAAGCUCCGCCACGGUCAAGUCGGUACAGCUGUGGGAGUCUCGGUUGGGAAUGUAUGUGA
This is a messenger RNA of Colletotrichum destructivum, 987 nucleotides long. RefSeq lists its product as uncharacterized. The coding region runs from base 1 to 987 and encodes 328 amino acids. Lineage: Eukaryota; Fungi; Ascomycota; Sordariomycetes; Glomerellales; Glomerellaceae. The transcript has a single exon. The record is from RefSeq and is a predicted model, not a curated record.